AUGCAGCGCAAAAGACAGCCAUCGCCAGCAGGCGCAGGCACUCCGCCCAUAUCGAAGCGCCCACGUCACACCGAAGCGCGGCCUUGCAGUCGCCCAACCCACAGCCCCGAUUCCGAAAUCGCCUUUGCGGCCGACGACUUUCUCUCCUCGCUCUCUGACGAGCUUCUUAUCCGUAUAUUAUCCUUCCUGCCGACCUCGAUUCUCCUGGGCAUUGCUCCCGUGUCGCGACGUUUCUACCGUCUGUCCUCCGACUCGCAACUAUGGCGGUUAUUAUACUAUCACCGUUUCGUUCUUCCGCGGGCUCUACGAAUACCUGGUUUCCGGGAUGGUUCUGCCAAAGAAGGCACAAGAGUCCACUUCUCAUCUAGGCGAACGGUUUGGGCGGACGGCGGAUGGGGUCGACGAGACGGUUCAGGGCAGUCGCUCGACUGGAAACGUCAGUAUAAGCUACGGCACAACUGGGCCCGGGGAAAAGCCACGGUCGAGGAGCUCAAGGUUGGAGACACUGGUUUUAACGAUUUGUCAAGGACAAGAAAGACUCUGGCCAAAGUCAUCGAAGGCAUUGCAGUCACUGCAGACGGGACAUCAGGACUGCGAGCCUGGAAUCUGAAGACCAGGGAACCGAUAGCCCAGAUUGGGCUCAAAGACGGCACCGACGAUUCAAUACCGACAUGUAUAGCGAUAGACGACCAAGCGUUCGGUGCGAAAAACUUAGACGUCUCUGUUGGGUUUCUGGACGGCAGCUUCGGCGUGUGGAGGCUUCAUCUCGACAACGGCAGGUUUCUGAGGAGAUACAAACACGAAACAUCCAGCAACGGCUCGCUGAUCGAGAUCGCCUAUCGCCAUCCCUUCAUCCUCACGGCCACAGAAUCGGUCCUGAUUUCCUUGUACAACUUCGAGCAGACCAUGCCCUCCAAAUCGGGAACGAGUGCCCAGCAAAACAAACAGGCAAUCGUGCAGGAUGAAAGCGAGACAGUGUCGGGGUCAGAGAGCGCCACCCUCCGAGAAUCAGAAAGCGAGAUGCAGCCAGGCCUUCUCAAGCAAGCCCGACCGUCGAGAGUAGACAAUUCCCACAGCGGUGUGCGAGACACGGUUUCUCUUCGAGCCCCGAUCUUGCUUACAUCUCUCAAGUCACACUCCUCUCGGGCUCCGUUGGCAUUGUCCAUUCGGCAAAUGGCGUCGUACGUGAUUGCUUCAAUAGCCUACACGUUUCCUACUCGUGAAGGGUGGUCCAUCGGUAUCCAAGACCUUCAAGUACGACGUCGAGGCGAUGGUGGAUUGUCCACCGCCGAGAUUGAAUCAACUCGGCUUGCUUUCACCAGCUCAGUAAAGGCCCCAUCUUCACUUCCACCAAGCUCCCGAGAGAACUUCGAAAACGGAAGGCCUUCACCACCGCUCGCGUCUGACGGACCGACAACUCUAUGUUACAACCAUCCCUAUCUAUUGGCAGCAAUGGCGGACAACACCCUGAUUCUACAUGUGUGCACGUCCAACGCUACUCAACUCUCGGUCUCUUCGGGCAUCCGUCUCUGGGGCCACACAUCAGGCAUCAGCGAUGCGGAGAUAACGGCGCGGGGGAAGGCUGUCAGUGUCAGCUCACGAGGAGAGGAGAUUCGAGUGUGGGAGCUCGAGGGACGCGUCAGUGGCAAGAGUAUUGAAAUUCGACAAAAUUCCAUCACAGACGUCGCCUCCCAAGAGGGUGUCAGAUUCGUGUCUGAGCCAGCGCCGGGAUGGGAUGAUCGACGGAACUGGGUGGGUUUCGACGACGAGAUGGUCAUCGUAUUGAAAGAAUCCAAGGAUGGCAAAGAAAGCCUUGUGGUGUACGACUUUUCCUGA
Molecule: messenger RNA, 1836 nt
Organism: Colletotrichum karsti
Lineage: Eukaryota; Fungi; Ascomycota; Sordariomycetes; Glomerellales; Glomerellaceae
Product: F-box domain-containing protein
Exons: 1
Coding region: 1-1836 (611 amino acids)
Molecular function (GO): protein binding
Source: RefSeq, a predicted model, not a curated record